GGUGUAUUUGCAGUUGUGCAUUGGCAUCGUGUUUCAUUUCAAAAAUAUUGUAAAAGAAAAGAAUGCUUUAAUAAGUAACUCAAACACAAAACAAUCCCAAUCACAAAGAUGAGUUCGACACCUGAUAUCGUUGGUUUAACCAACAAAAGUAUUUUCUUGAUCGAAUUCAAAGAAACCUUUAGUGAAAGAGCUCUCAGAGACGAAACUACUACAAACAUACGCAGCAUUGUGUUUAGUCCCAAAGGCAAUUAUCUCGCAUACAGAAACGAUAAGAAGGCUGAGAUUAUAAAAUGUGGAGAUUGGUCAGUUGCAGCUGUCAUAGAGGGGAACAUAAAAGAUAUGUUCUUUUCACCUCUCGACAACUACUUUAUGGUUUGGGAAAUGUUUAUGAUGACCAAGGAAAACCCACAGGGUAAACCAAACCUUCAUGUGUACAAAUCCGCCACAGGUGAAUUAGUGGGUUCUUUCAUUCAGAAAAACCAAUCAGGAUGGGAGCCACAAUGGUCAUCGGAUGAGAAAUUAUUUUCUUUGCAAGUGAAUAAUAGAGUGUUGAUUUAUGAGAAUGCUAAGCUAGACCGAUACACUCAUCAGAUAAAUGCAGAAAAACUCCAAUCAUUUAGCAUUUCACCGUGUGUUGCGCCUGCAUAUUACUUUUCUGUAUUUACUUUAGGCAAGCAAGGACAACCAUCGUUUUGGCGCGUGUUCAAAUUCCCCUCCUUAGAGCUGCAGCAAGCAGUAGUGAGCAGAUCUUCGUUUCAAGCAGACAAAGCCUCCUUCAAUUGGAAUAGACGCGGCACUAACGUCUUUGUUAUGACUCAAACGGAAGUCGAUAAAACUGGUGGUUCUUAUUAUGGCAAGCAAUCACUAUCGUAUGGUGACCUUAAAGGCAAUUCUGGAAACAUGGCAUUCAGCAAAGAAGGUCCGAUACACUCUGUGUCAUGGAACCCAGGCAACUCCAAUGAAUGGGUGGCUGUGUACGGUCACGCCCCCGCUAAGGCUACGCUUUUUAACGCCAAGUGUGAACCGCUCUUCGAGUUCGGUACCGGCGCUUGGAACGCCAUAUACUUUCCUCCAGAGGGGCACUGUGUGUUACUAGGCGGUUUCGGUAACAUAGCCUCCGGCAGUAUAGAGGUGUGGGACAUGCGUGGAUACAAGAAGCUGGGUACAUGUACAGCACCCGAUACAACCUGGUUACAAUGGGACCCGCGUGGAGAGACCUUCCUCACUGCUACAACAUACCCGCGACUGACUGUUGGCAACGGAUACAAGAUUUGGCAUUACACCGGCGCUCUUAUGCACAAACGCAUGUGUCAAGAGAAGGAAAAUCUUCUAGCGAUCUCUUGGCGGCCUGGCACUUAUUCUAAGAGCGAGUUGUCCAAAACUGCACCCAAAGGCAUAGAAGACGCGACUCCGAAACCGACUGCAGCUUACAGACCGCCCGGUGCUAGGAACAAACCGUCGAAUUUCACUUUCCACGAGCAUGAGAAGCCACACAAGCCUGGAGAAAGUUCUGCGGCGCCUUCGAAACAAGCCAUCAAACAGAAGGAGAAACGCGAAGCUCGCAAAGCACGCAAGGCAGAAGAAAAGGCUAAGGGAGACACCUCUCCCCCGCCCCCCACAUCUUCCCGCGCCCCCUUCAUCUCCACCGGCGACCCAGAGAAAGAUAAAAAGAUAAAAAGUCUUAACAAGAAACUCAGCGAUAUAGACAAGUUGAAACAGCAAAAGGCGGCGGGCAAACAACUUGAACUAAACCAACUCGCCAAGAUCGACAGCGAAGCUUCUCUACUACAGGAAUUAGCGCAGCUCCGAUUAUGAUCACCGACGGCUCGUAAAUAAAUGACUAGAUCGCUUACUAAUUACGUAGAAAUUUAAGAGAGAACUAGCUGUCUCCUGCGUAAAUCAUUGGCCGCAAUACAAAUCUUUAGAACAAUAUUAUCGUUUAGACUGUUGGUCUUGUUGGUAGGACAUUUACGUCUUACUUAGUUGGUUGUCAUAAAACUCUAUAAGAAAGAAAUCACUCGCAGCUAUUGACAUUUUAUAUUAAAGAUUCGAUCAAGCCAUCAAGUGUUAUUUUUGCAACAAAAAGUAAGUUAUUAUUCUCUGAGGUUUUUAAUAUCUCUAUAAUAAUGAUAUUCAUCAAAAUCGGUUCAGCGUUUUUUGCCGUGAAUUGGUGACAAACAAACACAUUUACUUUCAAAUUUAUAAUAAUAAACAGGGUCGCGGCUAACGAUUUACGUGUUGUUUACAGUUGCAAACUAGAAAAUUGAGCUCUCCAGUUAAGUGUAGCAAAAUAUGACUAAUAAUAUUUUGCCUUUGAGCGUGAUUGAGGUAUUAAGUACAAGUGUAUGGGUAGUCGAAUUUAAUAAUAUAUGGUUAUUGAUUAUUACUUGUAAGUACACGGAUUUCUAUUUACCAUAUGUUUUUAAUUCUAUUAGAGAUAUCAUUUGUGGGACGAUUGUUAACUAGCUAGAUUAUGGUAACGAGUUUCCAAAGCACAAUAUUAUAUUCGUUUCAAAGAUACGUUGAUAAAAUUUAUUAAUGGAUACAUUUUUUUUGUUUUGUGUUACUGUGAUAAGCUCGCUCGUCUAGUUUAGUUAUCUCGAUGUGUUUAAACUACGAAUUUAAACCUUAUUGCUAAUUAGUUAACGACGGUACUGGAAUCAACCGACGAGGCCUUAGCUGUACUUAAUUCCUCAAUAUUGAGGGAAACUUGCACCAAUAUUCUUCAAUCAAAUUAAGGCUUAAUCCUGUUUGUCAUAUAAUUUAUUCUUUGGACAAGAAAUUUGCAAAAUUUUCCCACUAGGGGCGCUGUAAUUGCUUGAGCCAAAACUUCUAUCAAAUACAUACCUAUUAGCUUAUAUUAAUUUUAAAGCAUUUUAUUAAACAAAUUACAAAUGCCGCGUUGUGAAAUUCCUGGUUGUUGUGAGAAAACUGCAGCAUACUUCCCGACUAAAAUAUAAAUUAUAAUAUGUUGCUUUGAAAGGAGGGGGGGGGGGGGAGGGGGUAAAACUGACCUGCUGUUUACACCAUGGUAUGUAUUUGGGACUGGUAAUUGCAUCUCGAUGUCUUCAUUUUUAUCAGAAAAAAUUGCACCUAAAUUAAAAUUGCGGUCAUAUAUCUUAAGUCUGUAAAAAAACCCAAUGUUAUAAUUCCCAUUUUAGCCAGAGGUAACUCUAUAUGAUGUCUGACUGAUGCAAAAAUAAGAUAGAUUUGACUAAUGAGCCCGUUAAAAGUUACUGCGAUCCAUGAACUAUUAAAAUAAUCACGAAAAAUGCAUCUAUGUACCGAGAAUGAGUAUUCUAGCAUAAUAAUAGAAGGAGUGCCUUUCUACUAGAUCAGCUUUUCUGCCUUGCACAGAUGCUCCUCUCCUUUUCAACUCCGUUUUCAGCUGUAUUACAGACCAUGUUGAACACACUUUUACCACUUAAUUAUUAUAUUUAACAACAAAAAAACACGUUUAAAAUUUGACAGCUGCAAUAUUCGGCUGUGGUUUGGGUCAAGCGUUUGCAGCGCCACCUAUGUCGAGCUUUGCGUAUAUUUCUCCAUUGUUUCAAGUCAAAUAGAGAUAGCAUAAGGCCUAUAAGUGAUUAGCAUAUUGAUUUGAUUUUUUAAUUUUGGUGCAAGUGUGUUGUGAGUGCAUAAAUACAACUUUGGCAAAUCCCUUAGCGAUUCUGUGAAUUUGAAAAUUCUAGAUUUUCUUAUAAAUGUCAAAUUUAGAACUAAGUAACGCCAACGAUCAAUAUUUUGCUACGAAACUAUUUAAAUAUGUAUACUCUAUUUCGUAAAUAAUAUCUUAUCGUAAAGAUCACCUCCGAAGUGUGUUUUCAGUUUUUUGUGUCGGUUUUUCACGGUUUUUUUUUCGAUGCGAAAUAAGUAAAUCAUUAUUUAUAAUCAAGCAAUAGAGUUUAGCAAAAUCUGUUGACUAUUUUAAAUGAAAUAUUAAUACUAAGGAUAAAUAAAUUAAUGUUUAUAAAAAUCGCACGUCAGUCUAUUAUAUUAUAUACUAUAGUCUGUCUACAUGAACAAGCAACACUAACAAAAUAUUGGUGUCUGUCACACUGGAAACUGAUUGUGGAUUAAUUUGAUGAAUAGUUUGACCAUCAGACAUAUUUAUUUGUGUAGGUUUAAAGUAAAAUCACCAAGAAGAUUUGUAAAAGGACUUUUAAUUCUAUUGAAAGACAAAAAUCAGAACGGCUCACUAAGAAACUAUACACAUUUCUUUAAUUAAUUUUUGUUUUUUAUUAAUUUCUUUGUUCUUUAAAAUCGGUGUUCACUUCUGUAAAGUGAAUGAGAAAAGUGUUUCAUUUAUCAUAAAUUUUUAGUAUUAUGCUAUUAAAUGAGGUCACUAACUAUUUAAAAUAAAAAAAAUGACAUCAUGCUAGGUAUCUGAUAUCGAACAGUUCCCAUUACACAUUUUCUAUAAAUUAGUCACUUAUCGCUAUUUUUUAAUAUUCAUUAGCGAUGUAUUGCUUUUUCCGCCCUCGCCGUAAAAAUUUACGACUAUAUAGUAAUGAGUUUUACACAUUUUAAUAUCGUAAACAUUAAUGCAUGUGUGAAAAUAAAAAAAAUAUAUUAGCAUAAAUAUUUGAAAUAUCCCCGAGUUGGCUUACUUUUAAUAAAAUAUGGGAAUACCUAUUUACCAGGUUUUCUCUAUUAUUUUCUAAAAGCAUUAUUUUUACUUUUAAAAUAAACUUUAAUUAGUUUGAAAAGAAUACAAACCUACCUAAAAAAACUAACCACGAUUUUUUUUUAAACUACCUGAUUUAAAAUCCUUAAUAUAUUAGUAAGUUUAUUAUGUAUUUGAUAUCUCAGUUCUGAGGGGCCAAUGAAAUAAAAGAUAUAAACGAAAAUCAUCCAAUUUGCCAUAUUAUGAUCAUAAAAUUUUCAUCAUAAUAUGGCAAAUUGGAUUUAAAAACAUGGUAUUUUUAAAUGAGUCAAGGUCUACAAAAAUAACAAGAUUCAUUCCGAAUGCUUUUAUUUUUGUAGUAGGCCCUCUGAAAAAUCAUUUGUUUCAAUCAAAUCAUUAACAGAUUUUGAUCAACUUACCCAGUGUGCCGAAGUCGGAACGAACGAAAUGUAAAGCAUAGUGUUAUUCGCUCAUAUUCGCAUUUAUUUAGUAAGUUAAAGUGUAUUUUUUAUAUAUCAGUGUCGUGAGAAUACAUUUCUUUUUUUCUUUUAUAUUUUGUAAAAUAUGUCGACAUUAGAGACUUCCUACUUAUGACUUUUUUCAUUGAUUGUUGACUAAAGAUUUAAAUUAUAUAUGCGUUAAAUAAAUGAUUAUAAAAA
Molecule: messenger RNA, 5286 nt
Organism: Chilo suppressalis (striped riceborer)
Lineage: Eukaryota; Metazoa; Arthropoda; Insecta; Lepidoptera; Crambidae
Source: the annotation of a GenBank genome assembly